AGUCUCACUAGUCAUGCUCUUCUUCCAUGUGUCCCCGCCGCGCCGCCCGCAUGCACCGGAGCCCCGGGGGCUCCUCCAGCCGAGCUUGGAGCGCGAAGCACCGCUCCCUGCUGAUGCUCGGGCUCGGGGUGCUGCUGGGAGCCGGCAUACUACUGUGGGAGCAGUGGGGCGAGAAUGAGACGCGGGAUGAGGAGCCCGUCAGAGGAGGGCAACAGGUUCGCCCCAGGCCUCUGUCCUCCGCCCGGCUGAGGGAUCUGAUGUCGGCGGUCAGCGUGGAUCGCAUGUGGUCAUCAUUCUUACGGCCGAUUCUGGUUGAGCGUUCUCCCGGGACCCCCGGAAACCGCCUGGUGAGAGAGCUCAUCUCCGGUCACCUGCGCUCGCUGACUGCCCAGUGGACGGUAGAAUUUGACCUGUUCGAUGCGCUCACCCCGCGGGGCUCCCUGCCUUUUGGAAGUGUUGUGGCCACCCUGGACCCCGGGGCCCGGCGCCGCCUGGUGUGUGCCUGUCACCUGGACUCCAAGUGGUUUCCUGUGGACGGGAGGGGGCGUCCGUUUGUCGGGGCCACUGACUCUGCCGUGCCCUGCUCCCUGAUCCUGGAGGCGGUGACUGCACUGGACGCCCGACUGCGACGACUAAAGGACAAGGGUUCCCCGCUGACGCUGCAGCUCUUUUUCCUGGACGGUGAGGAGGCAUUCGGUGAUUGGACGGAGACUGAUUCCCUGUACGGUGCCCGGCACUUAGCGCAGCGCCUGCACAGUGAGCCUGCACCAGGAGGAUCUGGAACCAAGCUGGAUGCUAUGGACCUCUUUGUUCUUCUGGAUCUUCUGGGGGCUCCGGAGCCGCUGAUCCUCAGCCACUUCUCGGAGACUCGGGGCCACUUCCUGCGGCUCGUCAGUAUCGAGAAGCGGCUCCAUGACCUCGGCCUCCUGGACGCUCAUCGAGUGGACAGUCCCUACUUCAGGACAGACCUGUACUUCGGCGCCGUGGAGGACGAUCACAUUCCGUUCCUGCGGCGAGGCGUCCCCGUGCUCCACGUCAUCUCAACACCAUUCCCAGCCGUCUGGCACACUCAUGACGACACCGAGGAGAAUCUUCAUCGGCCGACUGUCACCAACUUAUGCCGGAUCUUUGUCACCUUCCUGGCCGAGACCCUCGCACUGUGAUGUGGACAGAUCGCGCCGGACGCCUGCUGAAGGCGAGCCCUGAUCUAAGAACGGAGACGGAAAUCUCAGGGGUGUUAAUUCUGCAGCUUCGGAGCUGGAAUCUCCCAGGAUGCUCUGCUGGUUCGGUGUUCGGUGUAGUGUCGGCACCUCCGGAUGCAGGGCCUGGAGCGCCGCGCGUCACGUGUAUACUGUAUGUUCAUUAUCGCGCUGAGCCGGGGUCACAUGACUGUUAUAUGAGGGGUAACUGAAAAAAGAACACAUUCUACAACC
This is a messenger RNA of Bufo bufo (common toad), 1433 nucleotides long. It is a transcript of the gene QPCTL, whose product is annotated as glutaminyl-peptide cyclotransferase like. Bases 27 to 1163 code for a protein of 378 amino acids. Gene Ontology annotation, molecular function: zinc ion binding; glutaminyl-peptide cyclotransferase activity. The record is from RefSeq and is a predicted model, not a curated record. Lineage: Eukaryota; Metazoa; Chordata; Amphibia; Anura; Bufonidae. The transcript has 7 exons.